Molecule: messenger RNA, 2013 nt
Organism: Cylindrotheca closterium
Lineage: Eukaryota; Bacillariophyta; Bacillariophyceae; Bacillariales; Bacillariaceae
Source: the annotation of a GenBank genome assembly
AUGAAGCUUAAUAUCAUCCUCGUCCUCGUGAUUGGCUUUGCUGCACCUGUGGCUCGUGCCGAGUGCAGGACGUGCCCGGAUGGAAUCGAGUUCCGUGAUGCUGACCCUUUGGGCGAUGGUUUUUACCAAUGCACCAAUGUUGACAACUUCUACUUGUUUUCGAUCGAAGCGGAUUCUGCUGAGUGUUUCGGGGCUCAAUAUGAUGUGAUGUCAGUCUGUUGUCCAUCGCAAGUGAAGGAUAUUGCUAAGGACAAUGCGUGUGGUUGGUGCCCCAAUGGUGUGACAAACCUAGAAAGUUCAGUUGAAAUCCCCUUUCAGGAAGAUCCGGUCACUUGCGGACAAGUGAUGGUGCUUGUAGCAGCUGGAUCGCUAGAACUUGGAAUUUGUGGUCUUGCUAGCUCUGUCGCUUCAAUCUGCUGUCCUGGUGAUGAAGGUGGUGGCGGUGGUGGCUUCUUCUCUUGCGGAUUCUGUGUCGAUGGUAUUGAAUACCCACUCAAGAUCAACCCAGAAGCUGAAAAUUUCACCUGUACACAAGUUCAAGCUGCUUCUCUUCUAGCAAACGAGACCGUCUGCGACACUUUGGUGAAACCGCUGGAAGACAGCUGUUGCCCAAACACAAAUAGUUCAUCUGAAUGCGACUUCUGCUCUGACGGGCUGGAUAAUCCAAAUGCAGAACUGCCUUUGACUGGCAUUACUUGUGAACAGUUCCAAGCCAGUGCUGCGAGUGUGACUGACAGUACACAAUGCGAGUUUGCCUUCAAGCCAGCCGAGACUUUGUGCUGCCCAAGCACGACGAAUGUUGUAGGGUGCGACUUUUGCAGUGCUGGAUUGGAAAAUCCAACUGCGCCGGUCCCGUUUGUUGACGAGUUGACGUGUCAAGACUUGCAAGACAGUGCGUUGUUUGCGACGGACUGCACAAGCACCAAGCUAGCAGAAGCAUUUUGCUGUCCAAGUAUAUCCGACAACACAGAUCGAUGUGAGUUUUGCCCGGGUGGAUUGGAUGAUCCUAAUGAAGAUGUUCCGCUUCUAGGUGGUUUGACUUGUAAAGAUUUCCAAGAUGGCGCUAGUUUUGUCGGAAAUUCUACCGAGUGUGAAGAAUCCAUAAAGCCUCUAGAGGGACUAUGCUGUCCUAACGCAACGGACAACUUUCAAUGUGAUUGGUGUUCUGGUGAGGCUGGAGUGGAAUUUCCGGAGCUGGAGUUUCCAGGGAUUGGACUCAAGUGCGACACCAUUGUCAUGCUUGUUCCGGCAGUGACAUACGAAGAAUUGUGCGAUCAAUACAAAGCAGCCGAAAGCUUGUGCUGUCCGGCAAGUACCGAUGCUGUUCAAUGCGACUUCUGUACAGGGCCGAGCGGGCUAGAAUUCCCAGAGCGCGAGAUUGACGAUAGUGGGCUGACAUGCCAAGCUUUUGCUACCCUUGCCCUGGCUGCUCCAAACCAAACGUUUUGUUCUUCAUUUCAUGUCGCAGAAGAAUUAUGCUGCCCUUCGAGCACAGGGGUCAGCCUUCCACCAGUGGCAAUGGGUGAUUACUGCUACAUCUGUGGAAGUGCUGACGUGGAAAUGACAAAGCCUGACUUCCAACCCUAUGCGUUUGGUGGUAGUGACGAUCCUGACGACCAAAAAACUUGUGCACAGCUGGAAGAAUCUCUGAAUGCCGGCCGAUCUCCCGGUGAAUCUUGUAUCAACACAAUUUCUGGUUUCACAUUUAGAUUCUCGCCGUCAAUUUGUGGGUGCAAGGGUGUCACACCGCCGAACCCAUGCGACUUGUGCAGUGGAAGAAGCGUGAAUCGCGACGCUCAGAUGCCUGGGGAGAACUUUACGUGUGGCGAGGGAUUUGACUUUAUCCAGCAUGUAUCUCCCGCCUUUUGCAGCAACCCUGAAAUAAAUCUCUAUGGAAUGGAAGGCGUGUGUUGCACUGACAUUUUGGAGAGUGAAACGAUUUCGGCUGCUUCAUGUUGCACAAGAUGCCUUGUCGCAUUUGCAUCCCUUUUUAUCGGGUUGAUAUUUGACUAG